ACUUAGUCACUCUCGAAUUGGCUCGCAACGUGUGUCCUUGCACCCUGCCCAUAUUUUGCUCUUUAUGACGCGCAUCUGCAGACCUCAGCGUGUCUUCCAUUCCAUCUUUUGUACCCGCAUACUCUUGCUGAUCAUGAAACAACGCCGUCCACCAAGCUCACCCAUCUUAGAUAGCACGGAUUUGACGAUUUUUAUGCCUCGCUCUGAGGCAACAGACUCAUCAGCGCUGGCUUCCUCCUCGUCACCAGCAUGAUUCUGACUAUCACACGAUUAGUUAUUUUGUAGAGGCUGUAGCAUAGUCGUACUCUGUAGCUUUAUCUGCUUUUGGAUUCAAGAUCGGUCCGGAC
Molecule: messenger RNA, 347 nt
Organism: Guyanagaster necrorhizus
Lineage: Eukaryota; Fungi; Basidiomycota; Agaricomycetes; Agaricales; Physalacriaceae
Exons: 1
Coding region: 65-253 (62 amino acids)
Source: RefSeq, a predicted model, not a curated record